GGUGAGCAUACAAACCCUUGUGUAAACUGUGAUGCAAAUUUAUAGUUCGUUUGAAUGCACUGUUACACCAGUCCAUCUCAGGUGCAUCCCAGCAGUAGGUGCAAAUUCAUUUCGGAAAUAUUCAAUUUGACUGACAAUUUUUCGUGACAGCAAUGAAAUUAUUAAUCAGUUCUCUUUUUGCUUUUUUGCUUGGUUUGUUUCAACCGAUGUCAUUUACACCUCAGCAGAUCUAAAUCCGAUUAAAACGCGCAAAUUGAACGAAAUAUUCCAGUUAAGGGAUUUGAAACGCAAUUAUCCGUCUUAUAGGAAAGCGCCGCAGUUUAUGAUGGAAUUAUACGAUGCGGUUGCGGAAUCGAACGGUACGGAAAAAAACACAAAAGCGGUGGAGGGAAAUAUUGUUAGAAGUUUUCAAGGACAAUCUAGUGGGUCACAUCACUUCUUUAAUCUAACAUCAUUCGGACAGGACGAGCGGGUGAUCAAAGCAGAAUUCCGAUGGUUUAGACACAUGCAACCAUUUGUGGGACGUCAUCAUUUUUACAAAGUUGACCUAUAUGAAGUGCUGGACAGCAGAGCGAAACCUUGGAGAGGGAAUUUUUUAUGCUCAAGGCUGGUGCCAGUCUACACCAAUGGAUGGGAAGUAUUCAACAUCACACAAAUGGUGACUAAAUGGAUUCUUGACAGCGGCACAAAUAACGGCAUCCUUAUUGUUACUGCUUUACCAUCCGGUAACUGGUUGGAGUCCAGCACUCAGGUGGACGGACAGUCAGACGAAAAAAACGCAUAUUUGGUGAUACAUUCAGAUGACGGACGAAAACAAUUCCAAAAUCCACCAUACAAAGGGCUAAAUAGCGAACCAUUCCACGAAUCUAUAGAAAGUUUUACGUCAACAGCGCGCAGGCGCAGAAGUGUGCGCACCUUAACAUCUACGUGCCAGAGGACAAACCUCUUCGUGGACUUCACUAAAAUUGGCUGGUCGGGAUGGAUAAUAUCUCCAAGAGGUUAUAACGCAUACAGUUGCGUGGGCUCAUGUCCUUUUCCUCUGGGCGAAGGUCUACGGGCUACAAACCACGCUACAGUAAGGUCAAUUAUGAACGCAUUGAAACUGUCGCAGGAGGCGGGUAAACCGUGCUGUGUACCUGAUGUGCUUUACCCCAUCAGCCUCCUGUACUUUGAUGACGAGGAAAAUGUCGUCCUGAAACAAUAUGACGACAUGGUUGCGGGCAGUUGUGGAUGUCAUUAAGAUACAAAUUUCCAUGUUAAGUUAUUUGUUUAAUAAAAAACAAUAUUAUUGUGUAGCCUAUACAUGUAUACAUUAUGUUAUGUGCAAAUUUUCAUGUUAUAAAAAUUAUGUAUUUAGAUAUUGAUUUAUGGGCGUAAAAAGCAAAUUAAAGGUGGUUGCCAAACUGCUUUGAAAUGCGCCAAAGCGCGAUAUGACGUCAGGACUGGAAACGUCAAAAGUUAAACACUGCAGCAAGUGCUAUCCCACCGAAGAUAUAGAGGGUAUGUAUAUGACGUCACCGUCGGCGAGAGGGACUGCGAUUACGCCCACUGAGUGGCAAAAGACAGAGCGGCAGCAUUUGAGUAGGCUACAGUGUGAAAUCAGCGAAAACACGGUGAAAACCUGUCGAAAAGGGGAAAAGCUGUUCUGCGAUAGACUGUACUAACAGAUUAACAAGUUUAAUGUGCAAUAUUAAAGAAUACACAGAUUCGAUGCUUUAGACUGUAGUGAAGUAAUGUUUUCUAAUGUUUGUCUAAAUGGGAAAGAGCUGUUGUGUGAUAGACUGUACUAACAGAUUUAACAAGAAUUCGGAGCUUUCGUUUUACAGACUGCGAAAAACCACAGAAAGGAGAAAUAAAAAGGCAGUCCAUGCCAACAUCCACCGAGCACAGGUGGGUUGAUAAGUUGCUAUAGGGUAAUUAUCAAGCAGAGGUUUUACUUUCUACUUAAAAGUAUUUUUCGAGUAUUUGUAUUUUAUCCGUGUUUUUCCAAAGCAUAUUAGGCCUAUCAUAAUUUUUAUUCUAUUACAUUUCAUAAAUACACGUGUUUGUUUUACAUUUAAUAUUUAAGUACAUUAACGUACUUUUACUCAAGUAAAUGUACAAAAUUUAAAUGUAAUUAGGUAUUAAAUCAAUUUUAAUAUGCAAUAUUAAAGAAUACACAGUAUGAUUAUAUGCUUUACAAUGUAGUGAAGUAACAUUUUUCCCAAUACAAACAUCCUAGAUGCUUUGAAAAUGUAACUAAUGUAACUAAGUAUUGUCCACCUCUGCUAUCAAGUCCAACUAAAUCCAAUUUAAGCUGAUAAUAGUCAGUUUUACUAGCAUUUGCGCCGCAGCCCCUAUGAAAGCCAGCCAUUUUGUUGAAGGUUUUUCGGGGGUGAGUUCCGGCGUGGUGGAAAAGUGACGUCAAUGCAUACCCUCUAUAAAGGCUAGUGGUGCUUCUCAAGUUUGUGCAUCCUCGUUUCCUUUCCUUGAUUCCUUUCCUCGCGUCUUAGCUCUACCUUCCUAGGAUGCAAGCGAGGAAAGACGCGAGGAUGGAGAAGACGAAGUAUUAAAGGCGGAGUCCACAAUGUUUGAAAGCCAAUGUUGAUAUUUGAAAUCACCUAAACAAACACGCCCCUACCCCAAUAGAAUCUAGACCUUCUGUUGAUAGACCCGCCACACACAUACGCAACCCGGCAAGGAUGUCGGUUAGUAGACACGCUCCUUACUGCUGAUUGGCUAUAAGUGUGUUUUGGUAGUCGGCCCGUCUCCUUUUCCAAAGCGUUUUUCAAACAUCGUGGACUCCGCCUUUAAGUGAAAUUAUAUCCUCCUUCCUUACUCUCUUUAUAACGUUUAUUCUCUGUUAUCAAAUUAUCAAGUGCAUUAAAAAACCCAAAUAUUUAAUAAAAUAAAGUUAAAUACAUACUUCAGUUAUAGUUCAUACUACAUUAAAAAAGACAUUCUUAAAGUGCCCAUAUUAUGACUGCUUUUCCACAAGUUAAAUAGGUGUAUGAGUUCCAUAAAGCAUGUUUCAGAAGUUGUUUGCUCAAAAUAGCUUGUAGGAAAAGAUUGUUACCCAUCUUUAGGAGCCUCUGUUUCAGGGCAGUUCAGAUUGUGCCGUUUUGAGCUAGUCAUUACAUAUUUAUGAGCUGCUGCUUUGAUCACGCCCACUACUAACAUCAUGU
This is a messenger RNA of Misgurnus anguillicaudatus (oriental weatherfish), 3164 nucleotides long. RefSeq names its product bone morphogenetic protein 2-B-like. Gene Ontology annotation, cellular component: extracellular region. Gene Ontology annotation, molecular function: growth factor activity; cytokine activity. Lineage: Eukaryota; Metazoa; Chordata; Actinopteri; Cypriniformes; Cobitidae. The record is from RefSeq and is a predicted model, not a curated record.